Knipowitschia caucasica is the source of this 1071-nucleotide messenger RNA. The record is from the annotation of a GenBank genome assembly. NCBI's taxonomy places the organism in Eukaryota, Metazoa, Chordata, Actinopteri, Gobiiformes, Gobiidae.
AUGUUCCCGAUUGAAGCGGGUCAGAUCGAGAGGAGCGACAGAAUCAUCCCUUCAUUACCAGCUCCUCGAUGGGUGGAGAGUGAAAAGUCCCGUGAGUCUAAGAAGUUGACACUGAGUGAUUAUUACGAGGCGUUGCUGCUGCUGCCGCCGCACAUGUCCCGCUGCUCCGCUCUCUGCAACUUCUUCAGGGUCCGAGUGGAGGACGAGAACCCACAAGGAACCAACACACUGAAAAACAACAAGACACUCGUUGAAUCCCAAGAGAAGACUAGAGCCAACGCGUCUGAGAUUUCAGGUCCGAUCAUCUUGGACACGUAUCGAGCGAUCGCAGACUUCACCAAAACGUCCAAACACGAGAUAAACCUCCGCGGCGGAGACUUGGUGGAGAUCAUUGAGAAGAAUCCCAACGGAUGGUGGUUCUGUCAGCUGGAGACUAAACACGGCUGGGUCCCGGCUUCAUAUCUGGAACCUUUAGACCGACCCGAAGAAGAGGAGGAGCCAGAGCCGGACUACGAAGGAGAACUCUACAUCACUACACAGUCGUACGAAGCCGAACAGGACGAUGAGAUUUCUCUGGAGAUCGGAGAAACCAUCGUCGUGAUCCACAAACUGCUGGACGGGUGGUGGGUGGUGAGAAAGCAGCAGGAGACCGGACACUUCCCGUCCAUGUUUCUACAGAGAGCUGGAAAAAAGGCAGCGUUAGAACAGAUCAACCCUCUGGGCUCCAAGCUGCCUCCACGAAGGUCGACCAUCAGAAACGCCCGCAGCAUCCACAGCCGCUCAAAGCCCAGUCUAUCGCAGGACGUGUACCGCAGGAACAGCCGCCGCUUCCUACAGCAGAAGAACAGCGCUCUGUCGCCACGGAAACACUCCCUCGGAAACGCCAGGUCGCCGCUACGAGAGGCGCCAAGUCAAGCCGCCGUCCCAGAGGUGAGUUCCGACUCGGAGCAGAAGAAGCCGGUUCCGGUGGUUCCUCCCAGACCCAGUGCGGAGCUGAUUCUGCAGCAAUGCACCGACAAAACCCGGCAACGGAUCGGACUCCACAGCGCCACCACAACCUCCGUCAGCUGA